Messenger RNA from Anoplophora glabripennis (Asian longhorned beetle), 1935 nucleotides. RefSeq names its product zinc finger protein 26-like. The record is from RefSeq and is a predicted model, not a curated record. The transcript has 7 exons. The coding region runs from base 61 to 1590 and encodes 509 amino acids. NCBI's taxonomy places the organism in Eukaryota, Metazoa, Arthropoda, Insecta, Coleoptera, Cerambycidae.
CUUAUCAUUUGUCAAUGUUUAUCGAAGCCUAAAAAAUAUUUUAAAUCAUUAAAACAAGCCAUGGACGCUUCAGCGGAACGCCUAGAAGUUAAAAUAAACCUAAAAACAGAAAUCAAACAAGAAAACGAUACGCUGAUAAGUGUACUUCCAGAAAUUCAUCCUGUUACCAAUGAACCCUGGAUAGACUUGAACAAAAUAAAAUCCGAGCCAGAGAAUUUAGAUGUCGAAAACGAAAGCAACUACUUUGUGACGAACAGCGAACUGCGGAGUAUAACCGACAUAAAAACUGAAGGUGUUGAAGUAAGAUCAAAAGCCGAGAACGGCGCAGCCUCGAAACUCGAAAGAAAACGGAAAGGAACUGCCAGAGGAGUCGAAAAAGCAUGUCAGUACUGCGGCAAGACUUUCCGAGAUUCUCACAAGCUUAAAAAGCACGUUAUGGAUCACACGGGUGAACGACCGUUCAAGUGCGAGCUGUGUGACAGCGCUUUUAAAGAGAGAUACAACUUGUCGGUACAUAUAAAGACGCAUACAGGUGACCGCCAGAUACAGUGCCCCGAGUGCAACAAGACCUUCAUUGUCCCGAGCGCCAUGAAAGCUCACAUGCGCACCCACUCGAAGGAGAAGCCGUACGUGUGCGACGUUUGCGGCAGGGGCUUCUCGCACAGCGCCAACCUCAAGCCGCACGUGGCGACGCACAGCGAGGAGUUCCCCUUCCACUGCCUGGAGUGCGGGAAGAGCUUCAGGAUAAGGAAGGGCCUCCUGCGGCACCUCAGGGGCCACCACGCCAACUGCACGAAGGAAGGAUGCGAGUUCUGCGCCCAGUUCGAGAAGGUGAAGUACAAGCCCAGGAAGUACGUGAAGGCGGCGGAGAAGAUCAGGGAGUGUCCGGUCUGCCUGCAGACGUUCCGGUACUAUAUGACGUACAAGAAUCACAUGCGGGCGCACAACAACGAGAACUACACGUGUAGCUUCUGCGGGAAGUCGUACCUGGACAGAGCCGCUCUGCGGGUGCACCUCCGCAAUCACACGGGCGAGACGCCGUACGUCUGCGGGGUGUGCGGGAAGAAAUUCAAAAGGGGCGACAGCUACAGGUACCACACGUCGACGCACAGCGAAGAGCGGAAAUUAUUCCAUUGCGACAUUUGUAACCAAGACUACACGCAUCGCAGCAGCCUCUUGAAGCACAAACGGCACGUGCACGAGGACGAGAGGCCCUUCCAGUGCGGGAUCUGCGAGCGGCGAUUCAAGACCCCACAGGUCCUCAGGGGGCACCUCAGGACGCACAGCGACGACGGUUCUAGGCUGCCGGCGCCCGAAACGUGCCGGAUAUGCGAGAAAAGCGUGGAUAAAAGAGGAUUCAAAGCUCACAUGAGGACGCACGGGAUAUCGACGUUCAAGUGUAAAAGGUGCAAAUGCGUCUUCGAAGGCCAAGAAGCGUUCGACGCCCACGCCAGAGACGGUUGUCUAAGGUAUAGGAACAGCAGGGUAGACGCCGCGGUUGGAAAGUUAGUAGAUGUGUCCGAUUUGAAAUCAACUGAAGAUAAUUAUAGGGGCGGGAAGGAAGUCGACACAAUAAUAAAAAGUUCGUAGCUGUGGGGUUAGGCUUUAUUUAAUUAUAGUGUAUGUGUAUAAAUGUAACAGUUGUGUAACAAUUAUUUAUGUUGAUUAUAUAUAUAUUUUUUAAAAUGGUAAAUAGUAGUGAAAUAAACUUAUAGAAAUAUAAUUGGUUACAAAUUUGUUUACAUUUUUUUUUUUAAACGUGUCAAAACUUCAAUUUUGACAAUUGUUACCCGCAAUGAGGUUCAAAUUCUUAGAAGACCCUCUUGGACGUCGACCUUCGGUGGACCACAGUCCAUAUAGUCCAAGCAAAUAAAAUUUUUACUCGAAAAAAGUCCUAUCCGCAAGAUUAUUGUAAAAUUGUCUAAAGGAACAUAA